Paramormyrops kingsleyae is the source of this 1249-nucleotide messenger RNA. Its product is annotated as thrombin inhibitor hemalin. The record is from RefSeq and is a predicted model, not a curated record. Gene Ontology annotation, molecular function: serine-type endopeptidase inhibitor activity. Lineage: Eukaryota; Metazoa; Chordata; Actinopteri; Osteoglossiformes; Mormyridae.
UGCAGGAAGCUGUCCGUGAAAGACGCAUCAUGAAUCGGCUGGUUGCCUUUGUCGCUCUUUUUACCCUUUUCCACACUGUCCUGGCUCAACUGUCAAAUGUGUGUGAUUUGCCAGUGGAUGAAGGGCAUGGAGCAGACUACUUAAUCCGUCUUUAUUUUGACAAGACAAAGGACCAGUGCGUUCCCUUCGCGUUUAAGGGGCAAGGAGGCAAUGGAAACCGAUUCAUCACUGACAAGAUGUGCAUGAGAAACUGUUCUGUGAAGGCAGAAGAAAUCUACCCCAAAAAUGAAACUAAAGUCUGCCGCUUCCCAAAGAGUGUUGGAGAGUGCUUUAGUCAUUACUUACUAUGGUAUUAUGAUCCCAUCAUUGGGAAAUGCAAGAACUUCUAUUAUACUGGCUGUGGAGGCAAUGGGAAUCGAUUCAUUAAUUCAACAAUCUGCGAGAAUACCUGUGCUGGGGUUCAUGAUUUGUCCAGUUCUGACAAUCUCAAGCCUGAGGAUGAUGAGAGUGACACACCAGUUGGGUUAAUUAUUGGAAUCUUGCUGGGUGUUCUGGGAGCAAUAAUCAUUAUCAUAGUGGUUGUAGUUUCUGUGAAAAAGAAGAAAGGCAAUGGUGCGUCAAAGGUUAAAAAAGAUUUAGACGUGCCUCUUAAUGACAGACCUGUGGAAGUAUCGUAGGCAGCGGCUGAAGUGCACGCAGAAGCGUCCCCCGUCAUCCCUGCAGCCUUGCCACAGCACCAGUCGUACACUGCACCAGUGUCAGCAAGCAGCUUUUCUCUAUUUUAUUAUCUGUAUUUGGUCGUUAUUAUCUUGAAAACCAAUAACAGGCAGCUAAUUUAGCAGAAACUUUAGUAGUAAAUCUAGCGAGUGAUUUAGUAGUAAUUAGCAGUAGUUUUAAUUAAUCAUGCUUAUAAUCACAUGUUAUCUGUUUUCCAUGUAAAUGUUAAUAGCUACAAGCAGUGGUCAAGGGUCGGGUCAUGGUUCAGAAACAGAAACUGGACCUUUUCCUUAUAUCUGCACAGUCACAGGUUGAUAGAAAUGGUUUCAUACCACAUUUUCAAGAGUUACUCAACUGUAUCUUCUCAAUUAAUCAUUCAACUACCACUAAUAACCAAGGUAUACAGUGCUGCAUGGAAAACAGUCCCCGACUGCCCCAGAAUGUAAUGCAGCAAUUCAGCUCUGGAUACAGGAGGCAGGUAGAAUACUGUAAGGUGAACAUUUUUUAAUUAAACUGUCUUUUUUAAGAUUAA